AUGGAAGGUCUCGAGGGAGGACGAGCUAAGAGACAAGCGUUUAAGGAUGAAAAUUACCCAAAAACUACUUGGCAGCAAGGAGUCUUCUACCGCUUCGACAACAGCACAGACUAUCUCACUAGGAGAAUGUUCGAGAUGGGAGCUAAACAAUGGGAAGAAGCAACAUGCGUCGACUUCAAAGAAGAUAAGGACGGAGAAGCCGAAAACAGUCUCAUACUUAUCAAAGAAGAUGGAUGUUGGUCGUUCGUGGGUCGUCACGGUGGUGAGCAACCCCUUUCGCUCGGCAAAGGCUGCGAAGAGAUCGGAAUCGCUACACACGAAAUUGGCCACGCCCUUGGA
Messenger RNA from Ostertagia ostertagi, 339 nucleotides. NCBI's taxonomy places the organism in Eukaryota, Metazoa, Nematoda, Chromadorea, Rhabditida, Trichostrongylidae. The record is from the annotation of a GenBank genome assembly.